Molecule: messenger RNA, 2392 nt
Organism: Tachysurus vachellii
Lineage: Eukaryota; Metazoa; Chordata; Actinopteri; Siluriformes; Bagridae
Product: heterogeneous nuclear ribonucleoprotein U-like protein 2
Exons: 14
Coding region: 120-2192 (690 amino acids)
Cellular component (GO): membrane
Molecular function (GO): protein binding
Source: RefSeq, a predicted model, not a curated record
CAGGAAGCCUUCUUGAAUUUUCUGGCCGUUCAGCUGCUACGUGUUGUGGUGUGUUUACGUUUAUAGACGUGUGUUUUAGACGUUUUAGUAGUUUGGUUUUAAACCCCAGUUUAUUCACGAUGCUGUUGGAGGACGUGAGGAAGCUGAAAGUGUCCGAGUUGAGGGCCGAGCUGCGGGAUCGUGGUCUGGACCCCAAAGGGCUGAAAGCUGAGCUUGUGGCUCGUCUGAUGUCAGCCAUCAGGAGCACAGAACCUGGUCACGAUGCACAGGAGACUCCAACACUAACAUGUCACACUGUAGACACAUCCACAGGCUCUGGGACAGCUUUAAAUAACAAGCAGCAAACUGUGGAGCAAAAGCAAUCAGAGGAAACCUGGAGAGAAGCGAGGUCCUGCACACAGGAUCAGAGCACACAGACAGACAAUGACACUGCAGUCCCACAGUCAGUCUGCUGUUGUUCUAACAGGACAGAAGAACCUUUUAAAAGCCUGUGUGUUCUCAGCAGCAGUGAUGUGCAUCAGGAGGAAGAUCAGUCUGCACCACUGGAGAGUCAUCAGUUACCCCGUCUGGCUCCUGUCAUCACUGAGACCAGGAAAGGAAAGGAGGACGAGUCCAGGAACGUCAGCAGACCUGACGAAGAGAGGGGCCGAGAUUAUUACGAGUUUAAAGAGGAGAUCCAGUAUAUGAGAGCCAAAACUCCAGAGCCGAGUCCUGCGAGCGAGGAUGAGAUGGACAUCGAUGAUGACACGGUUCGACUAGAUCCCUACAACAGCGACCUGCAUUUUGAAGUGAGUGCAGACGGGAGCAGCGGUCAGCCUUUACUCUGGGAGAAGUUUCCUCUGCUGCAUUCAGGAUGCAGACUGACCCACGGCUUUACUCGAGGAAAAGUGGGAUGCGAAGUCAAGUAUGUGAAGAGAUUGUCAGCAGCUACGCCGACGUGUGUCAACCCUGAGCCUCAUGUCCUCAGAGUGGGAUGGUCUGUGGAUGGAUCCAGCCUUCAGCUAGGAGAGGACGAGCUGUCGUUCGGAUUUGAUGGAGCAGGCAAAGCAGUGACCGGAGGAAAGACGGAAGAUUUCGGCGAGUCGUUUUCAGAGGGUGAUGUCAUCGGCUGCUAUGCGUUCAUCAGUGACUGCGGAGAGACAGAGUUAUCAUUUUCUAAAAACGGCCUUUUUCUCGGGGUGGCGUUUCGACUCGCUGGCUCCAUCCUGGCAGGUCGUGCGCUCUACCCACACGUCCUGUGCAAAAACUGUUCAGUUUCCCUGAACCUGGACCCUCGGGGCGUGACGUGGUAUCCUGGCCCUCCUGGGUACUGCCCUUUACCGAUGCUACCAUCUGCACAUCGUUCUCAAGCACCACUUCCUCCAUCACACAGGAAAGACUGUGAGGUGCUAAUGAUGGUUGGUAUGCCAGGGUCUGGAAAGAGCCACUGGGCUGAGAGCCACGUGGCGAAGAACCCAGAGAAGCGAUACGAUGUGUUGAGCACAAACUCCGUCCUUCACUGCAUGAGACUGCCGAGCCCAGAACACAAGAAUCUGAUGCUGCAGCAGGCAACACAGUGUCUCACACACCUCAUCAAAAUAGCAGCAACUAAGAGGAGGAACUUUAUCCUGGACCAGGCGAACAUUUACCCGUCUGCUCAGAGACACAAGCUGCUGAGAUUUUGCGUCUAUCAGAGAAAGGCGGUUGUGCUCGUCCCCUCGGACGAGGAGUGGAAGAGACGCUUGGCGCAGAAAGAGCAGAGUGAGGGUGCAGUGCUGCCUGAAAUAUCACUGCUAAAAAGCAAAGUGAGUUUCACCCUCCCCGAGCAGGGAAAUCUCCUGGAGGACAUCCUGUUUGUCGAGCUCUGCCGUGAAGAUGCACAAAAACUCCUCACAGGCUAUAAAGAACAGGCCACACGUCUCCUACCUACACCCGCUAAACGGCACAAAAGGCACAAAAAACGUCCCCAUAAACGUCCCGGCGAUUCCCUCGGAUUGAGCCGCAGUCACAACGUGCUGCAGUCACAGUGGGGAUGCCAUAAGCCAAACGGAUGGAACUUUUCUGCUUUCUCUCAGCCUUAUGGCUAUAACAGUGAUCCACAGACGUACAGAGAUUACUAUCAGCCCUGUACUGAACAGUGGAACCUGGGUAAUCAAAAUCAGAGCUUCUAUGCCAACCAAGGCUAUUAUUUUGGCAGCCAGGCAUUUUGGUAAUCGAACUUUUUUGAAGAACUGCUUUACAACAUUUACUCCAAGUUUUUUUAAGCUUUUGAGUGUCAUUUGUUUUAUAUUCAUUUUGUACAAAAAAACACAAGUGUUACUGCAGUAUUCUGAAAAGCGUUUCCUUUUGUGAAUCAAAAUUCUGAACUUUUUUAUAUUGUUGAACACUGAACACAAACUUAUUCAAAAUAUAG